AUGGGCUCGGGGAGGACGCUGAAGUUCGCCCUGUGCGAGGUGCUGCAGUUCGCGGGCAUGUGCGUGCCGCUCUUCGUCGUCAUGCAGAGGUUUGCCAUCAUCGUGGCUAAGGUUAAAAGUGUCAGGCAGCCCACCACUGAUGGAGGGGCGGCCUACUGGCUGAUCGUGGCGUCCUCCAUCGCCUACGUGACCUCCACAGCCCUGCUGGUCUGGGUCCCCUUGAAGUACAUGCUGUUUGUGAAAAAGAAAUUCCUGGUUGGGAAGAGAAAGUGGAGGCCGGUGGCACUGGUCUAUGUUAUCCUCUCAACAUUACCCUGCUUUGCUUUUCUCAUCGCCAGCUCAGAGGUGCAGAUCAGAAACAACUUAAAACACGACACCUUUACGGAGCUCCCUGUGUCGCUGGUCCUCUUCUGUCUCAUCUGCAUCGACAUUGUCGAAAGGAUUCGCCACUGUAGACUCACAGGACAGGCCAAUGACUUGGAGCGGGAUGCUGACAUCCCCACCACGGUCCUCACGAACGUGGAGCAGGUCGCUUCAGGGACGCCUGCAACGCCAGCAGCGGCCGCGGCAACAGACCCUGCCGCUGCGCCCACCACACCGGGCCAGCAGAGCGAGAAGGACCAGAACAGUGCGGGGUCACGAUCAGAGGCCAAUGGGAUUGUUUCCGGGUUUCCAGGCAAUCAGGGACGGCAGUUUAGCAUCUCGGGCAUGAGCUCACGCUCUGCCAGCAUGACGGCACAGUACCACGUGUCGCCCUACGCAUACACGGGCCCGCUGCGCUUCCUGUGUGCCAGUGACGCGAGAGCUGAGAUGUUCGUUGAGAGCUUCCUGUUCUGGAUGGAUACAGUGGAGAUGGUUAGGUCAGCAGGACACCCGGCAUUGUUCUUCUCUGGCUGGGUGUUCCCCAUAUACAUCUUCAGCUACCUGUCAUGCCUGAGGCUGGUGGCCAUGCCCCAUAGUCCCCUAUUAUCAUCCCUAGGCGUGGCCCUCCAGGACCUGCCCUUUCUGUUCAUCCGUAUUGGCCUCAUAGCCUUUUUUGGCUUCAUCACACCACUUCUGUACCUGAUGAAGAACUUGCUGGUCUGCUUGGCCUUUAUUUACUUCAACUUCAUGACCAAGCUGAGAAUCUUCAACACUGAGAGGAUGUUUUUCGGAUGA
Molecule: messenger RNA, 1158 nt
Organism: Hypomesus transpacificus
Lineage: Eukaryota; Metazoa; Chordata; Actinopteri; Osmeriformes; Osmeridae
Product: transmembrane protein 236-like
Exons: 4
Coding region: 1-1158 (385 amino acids)
Source: RefSeq, a predicted model, not a curated record